AUGCCUCAACAAAAUUUGGUCACAGCUCGUAUCAUUUUUGUUACUUGUCCGGGUGAAACUGCAAAAAAAUUAGCUAGAGGUCUAAUUGAGAAAAAACUUGCCGCUUCCGUCAACAUUAUUCAUGGGUUAACCUCGCUUUAUUGGUGGGAUGCAAAAAUUGAGGAGGCUACGGAACAGAUGCUUCUCAUAAAAACUGAAGAGAAACACGUUCAAGAACUUAUAGAAUAUGUUGAAAAAAAUCACGUAUAUCAAGUUCCCGGAGUCAUCUCUAUUAAGAUUGAUGAAGGAAGUACGAAGUAUCUUGAUUGGAUUAAAGAGAGCACAGAGGCUUAA
Molecule: messenger RNA, 333 nt
Organism: Ambispora leptoticha
Lineage: Eukaryota; Fungi; Glomeromycota; Glomeromycetes; Archaeosporales; Ambisporaceae
Source: the annotation of a GenBank genome assembly